This is a messenger RNA of Diabrotica virgifera virgifera (western corn rootworm), 1783 nucleotides long. RefSeq names its product serine hydroxymethyltransferase (gene Shmt). The record is from RefSeq and is a predicted model, not a curated record. Lineage: Eukaryota; Metazoa; Arthropoda; Insecta; Coleoptera; Chrysomelidae. Gene Ontology annotation, molecular function: zinc ion binding; mRNA 5'-UTR binding; serine binding. Gene Ontology annotation, cellular component: nucleus; cytoplasm; cytosol. Gene Ontology annotation, biological process: folic acid metabolic process; purine nucleobase biosynthetic process; protein homotetramerization. The coding region runs from base 290 to 1699 and encodes 469 amino acids. The transcript has 8 exons.
CCUUUCAAGCUUGUGUUAACGUUUUAGAUAUUGUUGUUGACCUCUUUCUUCAUUAAUUUGACCGGUUGCUUGUUUGCGUCUUAGGGUUAUCGCAUGGUCUUUUAUAGACGUCUUUUUACAAUUGAUUAAUACAAUCAAAAGUUAGUGAGAUAUAAAACGAAUUUUAGUAGUAAAUAAUUUAUAAUCGGUGUUAUAAAGCAAGCUAAACGUUUGUAGAUAUUUAUUUGAGGUCCAAAAAGUGUUAUUCACCCAGUUAGUUCCAAGAAGUUUUAGUACAGCUACUAACAGAAUGGCUAAUGCUGAUAUCUCCAAGACGUUGAAUGCCAACCUUUGGGAUUCAGAUCCUGAGUUGUGGGAUAUCAUCAAGAAAGAGAAGAGGAGGCAAAUUACAGGAAUAGAGCUGAUCGCAUCAGAAAAUUUUACCACCUUAUCAGUAUUACAAUGCCUAAGUACUUGUCUACAUAAUAAGUAUUCAGAGGGAUUGCCUGGAGAGAGAUAUUAUGGUGGAAAUGAAUAUAUUGAUGAGAUUGAAAGAUUGGCCCAAAAGAGAUCUUUAGAAGCCUUCAACUUAGAUCCUGAACAGUGGGGAGUAAAUGUCCAACCUUAUUCUGGGUCACCUACCAAUUUUGCAGUCUACACAGCUGUUGCUGAACCACACGGCAGAAUAAUGGGUUUGGAUUUACCAGAUGGUGGUCACUUAACACAUGGUUUCUACACCCCAUCUAAGAAAGUUUCAGCUACUUCCUUGUUCUUUGAAUCACUGCCAUAUAAGGUGAACCCAGAAACAGGUCUUAUAGACUACGAUAAACUCCAAGAAUCCGCAAGACUGUUCAAACCAAAGAUCAUAGUAGCUGGUACAAGUUGCUAUUCGAGACCAUUAGACUACAAACGAUUCAAAGAAAUAUGUGAUGAAGUUGGCGCAUAUCUAAUGUCAGAUAUGGCGCAUAUUUCUGGUUUAGUUGCAGCAGGUGUAACUCCAAGUCCUUUUGAAUACAGUGAUAUAGUCACGACGACGACACACAAGAGUCUUCGAGGACCUAGGGCUGGUGUUAUAUUUUUCCGUAAAGGAGUACGGAAAGUCACUCCCAAAGGAGAGAAGAUCAUGUACGACUUGGAAAACAAAAUUAAUCAAGCAGUAUUUCCAGGAUUACAAGGUGGUCCACACAACAAUAGUAUUGCAGGCAUCGCAACAUCUAUGAAAGCGUCCAAAACUCCAGAAUUCGUUGCGUACGCGAAACAAAUCGUAGCCAAUGCCAAAAGACUAAGCGACGGUCUUCAAUCCAAAGGCUACAAGGUGGUCACCGGUGGCACUGACCUUCACGUAUUGUUAGUCGAUCUGAGAUCCGCAGGCUUGACAGGAUCCAAAGGAGAGUACGUGCUGGAAGAGGUCAAUAUUGCUUGCAACAAAAAUACCGUGCCUGGAGAUAAGAGUGCAUUUAAUCCCUCUGGAAUUAGAUUAGGAACUCCUGCCAUGACAACUCGCAACAUGAAAGAAAAGGAUAUCGAUCAGGUUGUAGACUUCAUUGAUAGAGCUUUGAAAAUAGCCAAAGAAGCAACAGCCCUUUCCGGACCCAAGCUUGCCGAUUUUAAGAAAGUGAUUCAUGAAAAUGCUGACAUCAGCAAGAAAGUAGCAACUUUAAAGGAUGAAAUAAACAGAUACAGCGAAAAGUUCCCUCUUCCGGGGUAUCCUGAAUAUUGAGAAUCUCCGUUCAACAUUUAUUUAUUGUGUCAUAUUCUAAUUUUUAAAUUUUUAAGAUUUAUCAAUAAAAUAUUUUAAUAAUAA